AUGCAGAUCUUUGUGAAGACCUUGACGGGCAAGACCAUCACACUUGAGAUCGAGCCCAGUGACACUAUCGAGAAUGUCAAAGCUAAAAUCCAACACAAGGAGGGCAUCCCACCUGACCAGGAGCAUCUGAUUUUUGCCGGCAAACAGAUGGAGGAUGGCCGCACUCUCUCAGACUAUAAUAUCCAGAAAGAGUCCACUCUGCACUUGGUGCUUCUGUGGGGUGGUAUCAUUGAGCCUUCCCUCCACCAGCUUGCCCAGAAGUACAACUGUGACGAGAUGAUCUGCCGCAAGUGUUAUGUUCUCCUGCAUCUCCGUGCUGUCAACUGA
This is a messenger RNA of Rhinolophus ferrumequinum (greater horseshoe bat), 327 nucleotides long. Its product is annotated as ubiquitin-like. Gene Ontology annotation, biological process: modification-dependent protein catabolic process; translation; protein ubiquitination. NCBI's taxonomy places the organism in Eukaryota, Metazoa, Chordata, Mammalia, Chiroptera, Rhinolophidae. The record is from RefSeq and is a predicted model, not a curated record. Gene Ontology annotation, molecular function: protein tag activity; ubiquitin protein ligase binding; structural constituent of ribosome. The coding region runs from base 1 to 327 and encodes 108 amino acids. The transcript has a single exon. Gene Ontology annotation, cellular component: cytoplasm; nucleus; ribosome.